Bufo gargarizans (Asiatic toad) is the source of this 689-nucleotide messenger RNA. It is a transcript of the gene AAMDC, whose product is annotated as adipogenesis associated Mth938 domain containing. Gene Ontology annotation, biological process: positive regulation of fat cell differentiation. Gene Ontology annotation, cellular component: cytoplasm. Bases 135 to 554 code for a protein of 139 amino acids. The record is from RefSeq and is a predicted model, not a curated record. The transcript is spliced from 5 exons. Lineage: Eukaryota; Metazoa; Chordata; Amphibia; Anura; Bufonidae.
CUGGUAUGGCCCUGGGCGGAGCCAGUAGUCCGCUGACCAAUAGGAGAGCGCGGUAAAGGGUAUAAAUAGCAGUGUCUGCGGGCGAAGCGUCACACUUGAGCAGUGUGUCAGUGGGGUGGAGGGGUCGGUAAAAGAUGACUUCUCCCGAAAUCUCCAAGAUCUCCUGGGGCAGUAUGAACGUUUCAGGGCAAGUAUAUAAAGACUGCAAGGUGUGGCCUGGAGGAAGCAGAACCUGGGACUGGAGAGAGACUGGAACCAAUAAAUCGAGACUCAUCAGACCAGGCAACAUUUUUCCAGUCUUCAACAGUCCAAUUUUGCACCAUCCAGGGGUCCAGCCUGCAGAUGUGGAGGAGGUGUUGAAGAAGGGAGUGAAGACGCUGGUCAUCGGCCGUGGGAUGAAUGAAGCCCUGCAGGUCCCGGCCUCCACCUUGGACUACAUCCGAUCUCAAGGCAGUGAUGUCCUGGUCUUCCAGACAGAGAAAGCCGUGCAGGAAUAUAACAGCCUCGCCUCAAAGGGAGCCAACGUCGGGGGGGUGUUUCACUCCACCUGCUAAAUCUGCAACGGUCUGGCCGUAGCGCGGGAAGCCGGGGCCCCGCAUGAUGAGUGUCUGCUGCACCAUGGGUGACUUAAAAAUCUAUAAUUGUCCAUGAAGUUGAAAUAAUAAAGUUUAUUUUUUUUCCUAGCAAAA